Messenger RNA from Vanderwaltozyma polyspora DSM 70294, 1035 nucleotides. It is a transcript of the gene CWC2, whose product is annotated as active spliceosome conformation promoter CWC2. NCBI's taxonomy places the organism in Eukaryota, Fungi, Ascomycota, Saccharomycetes, Saccharomycetales, Saccharomycetaceae. Gene Ontology annotation, molecular function: metal ion binding; pre-mRNA binding; U6 snRNA binding. The record is from RefSeq and is a predicted model, not a curated record. Gene Ontology annotation, cellular component: U2-type catalytic step 2 spliceosome; U2-type catalytic step 1 spliceosome; Prp19 complex. The transcript has a single exon. Bases 1 to 1035 code for a protein of 344 amino acids.
AUGAGUGGAAAGACUGUAAAACAUUGGAAAGAGAGGUCUGCUAAGGUUCAAGUCCGUGAAUCCGAUCUACCAUCUUCGAUACCACCACAGACAGGUUUAUCUUUUAACCUAUGGUAUAAUAAAUGGUCUCAAGGGCAUAGUGGUAAUGCAAGGUUUGUGAAUCCAUAUAGACUAGAGCCUAACUUACAUUCUGGUGUGAGUAGAGGUGACUUGGAGGGCAACAAGUUCUUUUGUUUAUAUUUUGCAAAGGGGUUAUGCUGUUUAGGUAAAAAAUGUACAUAUAAGCAUCAUAUUCCUGAAGAAGAAGACACUAUACAAUUAAAUUUAAAAACUGGUGUUUUAGAUUGUUUUGGAAGAGAGAAAUUUGGAGAGUUUAGGGAUGAUAUGGGAGGUGUUGGUUCAUUUAGGAAACAGAAUAAAACUUUGUACAUAGGUGGAUUAACAGGUUCUUUGAAUAAUAAAAAUUUGUCGAAUUCCCAAAUUGAAAGUAGACUUAGAUUUAUGUUUGGACGUCUGGGUGAAAUAGAAAGGAUACGAUAUGUUGAAAGUAAGAAUUGUGCAUUUGUCUCAUUUCGAUUUCAAUGCAAUGCAGAAUUUGCAAAGGAGGCAAUGAGUAACCAGACGUUGCUGAUACCGAGUGACAAAGAAUGGGAUGCAAGAAAAGAAGGUACAGGUUUGUUAGUCAAAUGGGCUAACGAUGACCCAGAUCCUAAAGCAAAGAAACGUAUGCAACAAGAAUCCGAGAAAGAAGCAGUGAACGUGAUGAAGAAGCUAUUAGAGAAGCAUGAUCAAAACCAAAACCAAGAUAAUAACGAAGCUGAAAAUAAUAAAAGAAAAAAUACAGAGGAAGAAUCGUCGAUUUUUAGUGAGGGUAUGUUAUCUAAGUUCAAGAAAAGAAGACAAGUUAUAGAGAAGGAAACAGAUAAAUGUAUAACUUUGAAUACAAAUUCCGAUUCCACCACAACAUCAGCUGUACCUGUAAAAUCACCAUUGGUAUCAUUGCAAGGAUACGAAUCAUCUUCAGAUGAAGAAUAG